Molecule: messenger RNA, 1599 nt
Organism: Truncatella angustata
Lineage: Eukaryota; Fungi; Ascomycota; Sordariomycetes; Amphisphaeriales; Sporocadaceae
Product: kinase-like domain-containing protein
Exons: 2
Coding region: 253-1488 (411 amino acids)
Biological process (GO): protein phosphorylation; positive regulation of transcription by RNA polymerase II
Cellular component (GO): transcription factor TFIIH holo complex; cytoplasm; nucleus
Molecular function (GO): cyclin-dependent protein serine/threonine kinase activity; RNA polymerase II CTD heptapeptide repeat kinase activity; ATP binding
Source: RefSeq, a predicted model, not a curated record
AUGUAAUUACUUGGCACACAUAUGAACGCGCCCCAUAGAACAUGGUAAAAUUUCCCGCCUGGGGAGACGACCUCGGGAGCCUUGCCAAGCAUCCAACGGCACGUACCCGCCAAUCGUUAUCGUUCGCUAAGCACCAUCCCUUCCGAGGCUGCGAGGCUGACCUUUUCAACCCACCUCGACGUCGAGGUGCAGCUCCCAGCUUCCUUCCAUCGACACGCUGUUCUGACGCGAAACCGAACGGCUGAUCCGGCCAUGGCCCUCUCCCCAAUGGUCUUGCAUCCUGGAGAUGCCCUUCAGAACGGUGGCUCAAGACCAGCAACCUCGCCGUUCAAGAUUGUCAAUUCUACCGCCGCUUCCUCCAACGGGACACCCGCUACAUCUGUAGCUCCAAAUGCCACUGCCGCUGUGCAGUCGGCAUCUCUGGAUCUAGCGGAACAGCUCAACGAGGACGAGAAGCGCAAAUAUGUCAAAGGCAAGAAGCUUGGUGAAGGUACAUAUGCCAAUGUCUACCUCGGACAUCUGCGCAACGACCCGUCCGAACUCGUCGCCAUCAAGAAGAUCAAGAUUCAGAAGGAAUAUACGGAGGGUAUGGCACCAGAUGCCGUGCGAGAAAUCAAGCAUCUGCAGGAACUCUCGCAUCCGAACAUCAUCACGCUACACUCCGUCUUCUCAUCGAAAGAUCAGAAUCUCAACCUGGUCCUUGAGUACCUUCCCUUCGGUGACCUGGAAAUGCUUAUCAAGGAUAACGAUGGUAUACAAUACGGCCAGGCCGACAUAAAGGCGUGGGCUGGUAUGCUCACACGCGGAGUCUGGUUCUGCCACGAGAACUUUGUUCUGCAUCGAGAUAUCAAGCCCAACAACUUGUUGAUUGCCGCCGACGGAGAGGUCAAGCUUGCCGAUUUCGGCCUGGCGAGGAGUUUCUCAGACCCUUACAUGCCCAUGACCUCGAAUGUCAUCACACGCUGGUACAGGCCUCCCGAGCUGCUUUUUGGAGCAAAGCAUUACUCGGGAGCUGUCGAUAUAUGGUCGGUUGGCUGUGUGAUAGCGGAACUCGUCCUGCGAGUACCAUAUAUGGCAGGCAACACGGAACUCGAACAAAUCAAACUCAUCUCUGAUUUCAUUGGUACGCCGACGGAGGAAAACUGGCCCGGCGUAACGUCGUUGAGGGAGUAUACCGCUGGCGACAAAGUCACCCCUGUACAACCUAAAUCGCACUACCAGCAAUGGUUCGGGUCUCUGGGACCUGAUGGUAUCGACUUGCUCAUGAAGACCUUGAUUCUGGAUCCGAGGAAGCGAAUCACAGCGCGCGGAAUGCUGGACCAUGAGUGGUGGCGUAGGGAACCGAAACCGACACGUAAGAAGGAUUUACCUCGCAAGUCAGAUGGAGGCGCAAAGUUGGGAGCAGAUCUCGGACAGGCUCCUGGUGCUGUAGACGAUGACAGAGGCAAAAAAGUGGCACGGAAACUAGACUUUGGGGCUGCCAAGUAACUUGGCACUGCUCAUAUCAUAGCUUCAGGAUCGCAUAUCGGUUUGGCGUUCUGGAGUUCAGGCCUGUCAUAUCAGGGGCACUCGAAAACAUUCGAAGAGCUAAAUUGCAUC